UUUUUAUGUUGUGUGAUAAUUCAAUGAUAUCUAUACAAAUAUUGAAUGACUCAUAUUUUUUAUGUUUUUAUCAUCCAGUGAUUUUAUGUUAUAUGCUUUACUUAUUAUUGUCCGUUUUUAGAGAGAUAACAUGCCAUUCACGCUAUGCACGAGCCAGCAAUCUUGCUGCAUCGUUUUCUAUUCCAACUACAUUCUUCAUUGGUGGUGAUUUAAUAAAAUAUAUUCAAUUUCUGAAGGGAGACUUAAAAGAUCGCUGAUGAGAAGUACUUGCAGCUUUUGUGAAGUACUCUCGCGCGCACAGUGACCACGCUCGCGCGGUUAUCGCUUCCUGUUCAUAUUAUUGGUUCCUGUUCUUGACAUAUACCUAAUACCAACACAUGUCUAUGCCUAAUAAUACCACCAUAAACUGAAAAGGUAGCAUUUAACGCUGUCAGUGUUUAGUUAUCUGUAGAGAAAGACAGAGGUGAAUUUAUAACCGCCUCAGACAAAGAGCAACAUGAAUUGGGUUGGAGGAUCCCGGAGCAGGUAUGUGAAAAACAAAGAAGACUCAAUAAAACAGAGAGCGUUUUUUCAAAAGCAAAGGAUGAAGAGAAAGUCAAAUAUUAUGGACUCAACCCAAGGACAAAACUCUGGCAAUAUGGAUCUGCUUACAUUAUUCAUAGUCAACCAGAUUGCGUCAAAGAAAGAGCAAACCGGCAAACCAAAAAUAAACCGUUUGAUUGGUGCAAAAAGAACCAAAAAAGCUUUGAACGAACCCUUAGAGUUACCAAUGAGCCCUUGCUCUCCUUCAAAGCUGAACCUAGUCACCAGUCAGCCACAGUACAGUGCAGACACACCUGGUUUCAAAAUCAGAAAACAUUGCCUUUCCGAAGAAUUCAAGUUCAUGCCGGCAAGGAUGACUAGAAUGCUGUCUCCUGUGCUUGAAUCUAACCUGUCCGAUGUCAGUGGCUCAGAAAAUCAACAGCAACCAUCCUCAACUUCUGCUGACUCCUCAGAUCCAAUCCAACCCAAACCCACACCACAUGUACCCUCCCCCCUGCCAUCCAGGGACAAUCCUGAUAAUAUGAAGAAGAAUACUCCUCAGGAUGUGUCAUUCGCUCAACCAACAAAGCUAAAUAAUCCAUGGAAAGUUGAACAAGAUCCGCCACACAACAGCUCAGUGGUAGGAAUUCGGUUUGAGAGCACAUUACCAAACCCAGAGAUGGGAGAGCAUUCAGUGACCUCAGUUUUGUAUCCACUGAGCAGUGAACAACCGGAGGAGCCACUGUUCAUAGAUUUCAAGGGCAUAGAUUGUGAAGUGCUUGCCUCAAUGAGUUCUUGUGACAGAUCACAAAACAUGGACAAUGAUGGCCACUUUUCAACACAGGAAUUUGCAUCUACCGACUGCAACACAUCAGGUGCUGAUGGUAUAAAUGUCUUUGGGCAUGUUUGUGAGUCUCCCAGAAGAGUUCAUCUCGGCCCAGAGGACGUAAGACAAACAACUCCUGAAGAAAAAAUCGACUUGUGCCAUGCUGAAGAUUCUUUCAUAGCAAAGCACUGUUGCUUAUCUGUGAACAAUUUAACGGCAACACCUUCACAAGCUCCAUCCUGCAAACAUGAAGCAACAUCUUACUGUGAUUGUCAAAGUGAGGUAAAAUCCAGAGUUUCGGACAGUCUGAGUCAAGUGAACCUUGGACAGAGACACAAGGAAAAUCAGUUUGCACCUUCUAAUCUCCAGACUAAAGCACUAAGGCAUGAUGGGAAUCCUCCAAUAACCUUGGAUGCCGGGACACAAACAGAUGCUUUAUCUUACUGUGAUGUCUCAGUUCAGUGUUUGCUUAUUCAUCCCAGCAACUCUGUGUCUUUCCCCACUGUUGAUCACAAAACCAACGUCCUUACCACAGGGCGGCUGUCUUCUAAUUUUAAUCAGAUGCUCAAACCAACUACACUUAGUUCUCCAAAGGAUGGCCACAAAAGAACAGGAAAUAGGCCCUCAGAGGCAUCAGCAACAAACCAGCAGGCACCGAGACAUACAAAAUCACAAACCGGCAUCUCCUUCCGCAAACUUCGUAGUCAGAAGAGCACAAAAAGAGAUUUGGCAUCAGUUAGGCAGUAAGCAAAAUUACAUUUUGAAAAAUUGAUUGUUACUUCACUUCAAAUUUGAUGCAUGUAGGAUUGAAAAGCCAAAUGUGAAAAAACAAUAUUGCAUGUUAUAUGUCUUUAUUAUCUCCAAGUACAUAUUCAAGUUUUCAAAGUUCAUAUAUUUAGUUUUAUAGAGUAUAAAUCUAGCAACAGUACAGCAACAGUAAUCAAAUACUGUACAACACAACAUUUCUUACUAGUUCCAUAAACGGUAGAAACGCUGCAUUUUGUUUCACAUAAAAAAAAUAAAUAAAAUAAUAAUAAAAAAAAAUAAUACAUCCAUACACUUAAAACAGAUGUGUUCAUUGGUAAUAACACAAAGGGCUGUCCAUGUUGGAGAACCUCCCAAGUACAAUCUAAAAUUUAAAUACAUCUGGUACACAU
Messenger RNA from Megalobrama amblycephala (Wuchang bream), 2505 nucleotides. RefSeq lists its product as uncharacterized. NCBI's taxonomy places the organism in Eukaryota, Metazoa, Chordata, Actinopteri, Cypriniformes, Xenocyprididae. The record is from RefSeq and is a predicted model, not a curated record. Bases 497 to 2095 code for a protein of 532 amino acids. The transcript is spliced from 12 exons.